Sphaerodactylus townsendi is the source of this 2748-nucleotide messenger RNA. RefSeq names its product remodeling and spacing factor 1 (gene RSF1). The record is from RefSeq and is a predicted model, not a curated record. Bases 31 to 2721 code for a protein of 896 amino acids. The transcript is spliced from 10 exons. Gene Ontology annotation, biological process: regulation of DNA-templated transcription. Gene Ontology annotation, cellular component: RSF complex. Lineage: Eukaryota; Metazoa; Chordata; Lepidosauria; Squamata; Sphaerodactylidae.
AGAGAAUUGGUAGAACUUCAUCUGAAACUGAUGAGAAAGAUCGGGAAGUCCGUCACAGCCGACCGAUGGGAAAAAUACUUGAUCAAGAUGUGUCAGGAAUUCAACAGCACCUGGGCGUGGGAGAUAGAGAAGAAGGGAUACCUUGACAUGAGCAUCGAAUGCAAGCUGGGGAUUUUAAAGUACCUUUGUGAGUGUCAGUUCGACGACAAUCUAAAGUUCAAGAACAUCAUCAACGAGGAAGAUGCGGACGCCAUGCGCCUCCAGCCGAUCGGCAGAGACAAGGACGGCUUGACGUACUGGUACCAGUUGGACCAAGAGCAUAACGUCAGGGUGUAUGUGGAAGAACAGGACGAUCAAGACGGGUCUUCGUGGAAGUGCAUUGUGAGAAGCCGGAACGAUCUGGCCGAAACGCUUGAACUACUGAAAGCACAAAUCGAUCCGGCGCUACUGAAGAAGCAGCAGCAGGACAGCUCCUCGCGAGAGAGCCCGAACAUCGAAGACGAAGAGGCCAAAAAGGAGGAAGAAACGUCAGGUCAAGCAGAGAGCAACGCAAUAAAAGAAAAGGAAGAGAUAAAAGAAGAGCUGCCAAAGGAAUCGGAGCCUCCCGCGGCUUCCGAAGGGGAGAACACGAUAAAAUUAGAGAAGGCGGAGGAGAGAGAAAUCAUAAAGCUGCCAGUUAUAGUGAAGCUUGAGAAAUCCUGCGAGAACAACGGGGGAGCGCAGAUCACCAAAGACGAGAGCGACUCUUUUAAAGAGAACGUGAAGCCCAUCAAGGCGGAGGUAAAGGAAAACAAGCUUGAGCCAAAAGACUCGAAAGACGUGAAUAGCAACUCGGAGAAGCCCGCUCACGAGCCGGAGAGGCUCGGGUUCUGCGUCGGCGUCAAAGCCCCCCAGGACGCCGCGGACAGGACCGCGGAAGAAAGCGAGAAGCUGAAGAACGACCAGCAGGCCAAGAUCCCGCUGAAAAAACGGGAGAUCAAGCUGACCGACGACUACGACAGUCCGCUGAAAGGGCCUUUGCGGAAAUGCAUCACCCCGACCAAGGACGUUUUGAAGGAGGAAGGGAAGCCGGAGGAGGAGACUUUUAAGAGGGUUCCCACGAUCACGGACGGGAAGUUCCUCGUGAACGGGGAGGUCAGCUGUGAGAAAAUCUUGCCAAAUAACAAGCUGGACCGUUCCCCUGACACUAAGGAGGACCCCCCAUGUUUGCCAAAGGAGAAAAACAGCGUAAGUGGGGAGAAAGUCCUAGAAACUGCUAGCACGAAAGUAAGAACGGGCGACGGGGCGAGAAGCGUUUUGCAUACGGGCAAGGAGACUGACAAGCGGAUACCCGACGUUUCCCAAAAAGUGCCUUCGAAGGAGGAAACCAGUCCUCCGGCGAAGGAAGGUUUGCUCGACACCAAGACGUCAGGGGUGAUCGCAGAAGCACCUUCGAGCGCUGACGGAUCUCUCAAGAAAAGUAAAGAACCCGUUAAAGCAGAGGAACUCCUUGAAAAAUCCACGAAAUCAUCUUCCCCAAAGGUUGGCCUGACGGAUGAGGAUUUAAAAAGCAAAGAUCCGCCCAAGGAGAAGCCGGAUUUAACAAAGGCAGAUGCGACUCCGCCGCCCGCUCCAGCUGUCUCCUCGGAGAAAGCUGCUGCUGAAAAAGAGGACUGUGAUUCUCAAAGUGCGCUCCCUGAUACAAAAACGGUACAUAAAGAGCCGGACUGUAAACCCCAGAAGGCGUCCGAGGCGCCCAAAUCAGACAGCUCCCAAAGCUCGGCCGAAGUACAUUCGGAGAGUAAAAAGGAACCCGUGAAAAGCAAAUGUAAAUAUAAGCUACUCUCAGAAGAAGGAAGCCGUCUGACCGAAAACAGGGAAAUCACCUCCGAGAGGCAGAAAGACGGGAUCAAGCUCACCAUCCGGAUUUCCAGCAAGAAGAAAACCGAUCCUCCUCUGUCCAAGACCCAGGAGGCCGAAAAGGAGGAGGUGGUCAGCAUCGGCCGCAUCUUAAGGAGAUCUCCCCGGAUAUCGAAGCCCACUCCCAAGAUCGUGCAGACCCGAGAACAGAAGCCUGAGAAGAAGCCGGUCGAGGAAGAGGAGGAGAAGCCGGCCCCGGUCCAGAAACAGGACAAGAAAGAGGGCUCAAAAAAGCCGGAGAAGGAGGUGAAUUCCAAGGCCGGCAAGGCUGCGCAGCGAAGCAAAGUCCGGUGGGCUGGCACUAGAACCCGGGGCAGGUGGAGAUACUCGAGCGGCGAUGAGAGUGAGGAGUCGGAGAAUGAGGAAGACUCCGAGGAGGAGGAGAGGGAGGGGGAGGAGGAAGAGCCAGCGCCAGCCGAGGAUGAUGAGCCGUGUAAGAAGUGUGGCCUCCCCAACCAUCCGGAGCUGAUUCUCUUGUGCGACUCUUGCGACAGCGGCUACCACACGGCGUGUCUGCGGCCUCCUCUGAUGAUAAUCCCCGACGGAGAAUGGUUCUGCCCUCCUUGCCAACACAAAUUACUCUGCGAGAAGUUAGAAGAACAGCUGCAGGAUCUCGACGUCGUCUUGAAAAAGAAAGAACGAGCUGAGCGAAGGAAAGAACGCCUUGUGUACGUGGGGAUUAGUAUAGAAAACAUCAUUCCACCGCAAGAGCCAGAAAUACCCGAAAGUGUGGAAGAAAAGAAGAAAGAUCCCAAAAAAUCCAAGGUGAAGUUGCACGAAAGGAGGUCGACGCGGCAAAGGAAGUGCAUAAGCUAUAGGUAAGUGAACUCUGUGUGCGUGCGUGCGUGC